CGCUUAAUAUUGUUUGGUUUCUCGCUUUUAUUAUAUUUCCUCUCGAAUCCUUUUGAUUGAGAGGAAAUGGGAAUUGUGAGCAAUUUAUUAGGAAUCAUUGGAUUUGGAAUUGGAAUCCCAAUCGGCCUUUUACUGGGAUUCUUUAUAUUCAUUUACUUGGAGCCUGAAGAUGCAAAGGAUCCUGUAAUCAGGCCUCUGCAUGAGCUGGAUACUAUCUCUCUGCUUGAUAUUUUCCCAGAGAUUCCUAUGUGGGUCAAGCAUCCUGAUUUUGAUCGAGUUGACUGGCUGAACAAGUUUGUAUCCAAUAUGUGGCCUUACAUUGACAAGGCAGUAUGCGGUUUAACAAGGAGCAUGGUGAAUCCUAUAUUUCAAGAGUACACUGGCAAGUUCUAUAUCAGGUCUAUAGAUUUUAAGAGCUUGAGCCUUGGAACUAUUCCUCCUAAUAUUCACGGUAUCAAAGUGCAUGAAACAAUUGAAAAAGAACUAGUAAUUGAGCCUGCAGUUAGAUGGGUCGGAAAUCCUAACAUAAGUCUGGUGCUGAAAUUCUUAUCUCUACCAAUUACAGUGCAGCUGUUGGAUGUUCAAGUAUUUGCAGCACCACGGAUCACCUUAAGACCUCUUGUGCCUACUUUCCCUUGUUUUGGCAGCUUGGUAGUUUCUUUGCUAGAAAAGCCACGUGUAGACUUUGGAUUGAAACUGCUUGGAGCUGAUGUGAUGGCAAUCCCUGGUCUGUAUCAAUUUGUUCAGGAUCGUAUAGGAAGACAAAUUGCUAGUCUUUAUCUCUGGCCUCAAACCCUUGACAUACAGAUCCUGGAUGGUUCAGUAGGGGCUAUGAAGAAGCCUGUAGGCAUUCUGCAUGUGAAGGUCGUACGAGCAGUUAAACUUUUGAAGAUGGAUCUGUUGGGAACAUCUGAUCCUUAUGUUCAACUCAGCCUGACUGGAGAGAGGCUUCCAGCAAAGAGAACUUCUAUUAAGAUGAAGAACCUUAACCCUGAGUGGAACGAGCGCUUCAAGCUUGUUGUCAAGGAUCCUGAGUCUCAAGUCCUUCAGUUGCAUGUUAACGACUGGGAAAAGGUUGGCACUCAUGAUAAGUUGGGAAUGCAAGUAGUCCCACUUAGAUUGCUUACUCCAUAUGAAACCAAAAGAUUUACGCUCGAUUUAGUAAAAAACAGAAAUCCAGAUGAUCCUCAGAAUGAAAAACCCAGAGGCAAACUUGUUGUGGAGAUGGCAUUUAAUCCUUUUAAGGAAGAUGGUGAAAGAUUUAAUGGCCCUUCAGAUUGCCAUGUCAGAAAGGAAAGUGGAGUUGGAGGGGUACCUGAAGACAUGUUGGUACAUAGAGGUGGUUUGCUUUUAGUUACAGUUGAAGGAGCAGAGGACGUUGAGGGAAAGCACCAUAACAAUCCUUAUGCAAUGGUUAUAUUCAGGGGAGAGCAGAAGCAAACCAAGUUGAUUAGGAAAACAAGAGAUCCAAAAUGGAAUGAAGAAUUCCAGUUUUUACUAGAAGAGGCUCCAUUGAAAGAUAAGAUCCAUAUUGAUGUCAUAAGCAAGAGGACAUGGUUCAGCUUCAGACCCAAGGAAACACUGGGGUAUGUGGAUAUUAACCUGAUGGAUGUGGUUUACAAUGGAAGAAUCAAUCAGAAGUAUCAUCUAAUCAAUUCCAGAAAUGGAGUUUUAACUGUUGAUAUUAGAUGGAAGGCUCUGUAAGAUGCAAUUUCUAGAAAAGUUUUCUAUUGAUAGUUAUUGACUGUAUGUAAAUAUCUCAUUAGCUAUAGGGCAGUAUAUAAUUUUGAAACUUCCUACAUUUAACGCAUGUAUAUUAAUUUCCAAAGCUAAUUUCUUAAUAUGGUGAUUUAUUUGUUUAGAAAUA
Molecule: messenger RNA, 1867 nt
Organism: Manihot esculenta (cassava)
Lineage: Eukaryota; Viridiplantae; Streptophyta; Magnoliopsida; Malpighiales; Euphorbiaceae
Product: synaptotagmin-3
Exons: 12
Coding region: 67-1704 (545 amino acids)
Cellular component (GO): endoplasmic reticulum
Molecular function (GO): lipid binding
Source: RefSeq, a predicted model, not a curated record